Molecule: messenger RNA, 1762 nt
Organism: Pangasianodon hypophthalmus (striped catfish)
Lineage: Eukaryota; Metazoa; Chordata; Actinopteri; Siluriformes; Pangasiidae
Gene: tmem59
Product: transmembrane protein 59
Exons: 8
Coding region: 83-1054 (323 amino acids)
Biological process (GO): positive regulation of autophagy
Cellular component (GO): late endosome; lysosome
Source: RefSeq, a predicted model, not a curated record
GCGCAGCACCAGGAAGUGGAGGGUGUGUUUUUUUCUGCUCUGUUUGUUUUGCAGGUCAGCUGGAGCAGGAACGGACUUGGAGAUGAAGUCCUUCUGGUUACUUCUGAGUUUCUUUUUUCCGGUGUUUCUGUGUUGCUCGGCUUCGGCUUUUGACGGAGUUUUAGGCAGCACAGCUUCCUGUCACAAAACCUGCCGAAUGACGUACAGCCUGCACACUUACCCGCGGGAAGUGGAGCUGUUUGCCUGUCAGAGAGGAUGCAGACUUUUCUCCAUUUGCCAGUUUGUUGGUGACAGUGAAAAUCUGAAUCAGACCAAAUCCGAGUGUGAAUCUGCUUGUAAUGAAGCGUAUGAUGAAGCAGAUGGACAGUUCGCCUGCAGCCUCGGCUGCCAGAAUCAACUUCCCUUCGCUGAGCAGCGACAAGAGCAGCUGUUGGCCAUGAUGCCCCGAAUCCACCUACUUUACCCCCUGACGCUGGUGAGGGGAUUCUGGGAGGACAUGAUGAACCAAGCUAAUGAAUUCAUCGCCUCGUCAUGGACAUUUUACCUCCAGGCCGAUGAUGGGAAAGUCGUUGUUUUCCAGACAGGGCCACAGGUUCAGUUUGUGUCUCCGUUUGACCUGCAGAGGGAGGAGCUGAAGGAGGAGUCUCAGAGUUCAGAUCCUGAGAUUAACGAGCCGGUUUACAGGGAGUACAGUAGGAGCUCCGGCCGGGAGAGACUCGGCGUCGUGGCACACUAUCAAAGCAGCUCACAGGAUGACUACGGCUUCUUCAGCUGUCUCUCCAGGAGCCCUUGGUUGCCUGGCUGGAUUUUGACCACUACUCUGGUUCUGUCAGUUCUGGUUCUAAUUUGGAUCUGCUGUGCUACAAUGGCCACUGCUACGGAUCAGUACGUCCCAGCUGAGAAACUGAGUAUUUAUGGAGACAUGGAGUACAUGAAGGAGCAGAACCUGAAGCCAUACCCACAAUCUUCUCUGCUGAUUGUUAGCUCUUUGGUGAAGGGUGAUGAGGCUGAAGCGCUUCCACCUAAGCUCAAAGUGGAUCUGACCAAAAUAUAAAUGUUUAGGGUUUAGGGAGAGUGCAUUAAAGGCAGUGUGUGCUUCAUGUCUUAAUUUUACACCUUCUUUAGAUAAUGGGAACUAUUUCUUCAGAACGUUAUGCUUUUAAGUGUGUGUGUGUGUGUGUGUGUGUGUGUGUGUGUGUGUGUGUGUGUGUGUGUGAGAGAGAGAGAGAGAGAGUGAGUGUAUAUGUUUGAGGAUAUUAAAAUGGCCACCGGGUCGUGCACUGCUGUAAUUUUUAUGGUUGCAUCUUUUCCUUCAUGAUGUUUAGUUCAGGUACAGGGGUGUGUGAUUUACAGCUCAUAAAUUUAGGUUCCAUUCGGAAACUUUUGUUUCUCUUUUCCACUGACAUGGAUCUGCCGAAGUGUUUAAAAAGAGCGCAUGUUUAUAGAUACCAGUGUGUGAGAAACCAUAUCAGCAAUUUUGUUGGACUCCUUUACAAAACGAAAUGAGGAAACGCCACUGUGUCUGUGGAAAAGUGCUAACAAUGAAACUAAAUUGGUGUGGUGUUGGAUACUGUGCUCAGUAAUGACCUUUACUAAAAUCCAUACAGGUUGCUGGAUAGUUUAAAUAUAAUCAACAGUAAAAAAAAAAUAAGAUAAGCAAUUUAAAAAGGCAAAAGAUUUUUAAGGUUGGGUUUGACAUAUAUAAAUGGUUACAAUAAACAAAAUGAAAUGAAACCAUGCAAUAAAUGUUUGUGUUAUUGUA